Messenger RNA from Phyllostomus discolor (pale spear-nosed bat), 3302 nucleotides. It is a transcript of the gene CLNK, whose product is annotated as cytokine dependent hematopoietic cell linker. Lineage: Eukaryota; Metazoa; Chordata; Mammalia; Chiroptera; Phyllostomidae. The coding region runs from base 138 to 1514 and encodes 458 amino acids. Gene Ontology annotation, biological process: intracellular signal transduction; cell surface receptor protein tyrosine kinase signaling pathway. The record is from RefSeq and is a predicted model, not a curated record. The transcript has 19 exons.
GCAUCGCCUGAGGUCCCACGCGUUGCAGACAAUGUCGCUGAGUUAAACUCGGUUCUGCACUUACCCUUUCCAUUAGGUGUGGGGACGCAGGGCCACGAGCUCCGGUUAAGCAGACAGACGAGAAAAUCCCACGCUAGAUGCAGCCCCGCUACCUCCAGGACUGCGUCCCCCACCCCGCUGGGCACAGGGUUUCCGGCUCGGCUGAGCCGAAGACCCCUCUCAUGUGCCCAGUGUCAAGAGCGAUGAACAAGCAGGGCAACGGGAGGACGAUGAAAGAAGGGCCCAGAGAUCUGGCAUUCCAGAGCACCACUCUGCCAAAAACUGGGUCGUGGCCUCGAGCCUGCAGCGCCAACGGCCAGUUCCAGGCUGGUGAUGACUCUUCCCUCCAUUACGAAACGAGCUUCCCUGAAGUCCUGGACGCGGCCCCAGGCCCCACGGAUGAUGACUACGAAGCGCCCGGGCUUCCCGUGGCAGGGGCGUGGCAGCUGAUGAAAAUUCUCCCCGCCAGGCCGCUAAAGGAAUCGGAAUACGCAGACACGCGCUGUUUCGAGGACGUGGUGGGCCCUCCCCUUCCCUUCGACGGCACGAGGUCGCUCCCUGCAGAGGGGCCAACCUGGAACAUGCAGGUGGACAAACCCAUUUCCAAGGACGUCGGGAGCCGGCACGUGAAAGGAGACAAAGCCACCAAGAGAAACAAGACUCCUCUGCCACCUCCUCGGCUGCCUGUGCUCCCUCUCCCCAAGAAGUACCAGCCCUUGCCGCCCGAGCCGGAGAGCAGCAGGUCACCCCUGCCCCAGAGGCACACCCUCCCCGAGGUCCAGCGAGGGCCCAGACAGAUAAGCUUAAAGAACCUCAGUGAGGUCCUUGGAACAGAGAAAGCGCCGUAUCAGCAGAUGAAGCCUCAAGCAUCUCACCUGUCACAAAAUCAAAGCUCUCCAGAGACCCCUCAUGCUGUCGCCAGCUCUUCAUUCAUGACGAGCAGCCACAGUACGCAAAACCGAGAUCAUAAAGGAAGCAUGCAGCCCCACCCUGCUCAGCGAUGCCAGUCUCCAGCCACCUCCGACCCUUGGGAACCUUCUCUCCCCGCCGGCACCACAAGCGGGAGAAAACCUCUCCCCACAAGGCCCGAUGGAAAGGCCGCCCAGCACAACGGAUGGUACGUGGGCGAGUGCAGUCGCCGGGAGGUCGAGGAGGCCUUGCUAAAGGAGAACAAGGACGGCACCUUCUUGGUCCGAGACUGUUCAGUAAAAUCGCAGACAGAGCCCUACGUCUUGGUGGUGUUUUAUGGGAACAGAGUCUACAACGUGAAGAUCCGCUUCCUGGAGAGGAGCCGGCAGUUCGUUCUGGGCACGGGACUCAGAGGCGGCGAAUUUGACUCGGUGGAAGACAUCAUCGAACACUACAGGUAUUUCCCGAUCGUGCUCAUCGACGGGAAGGACAAAACCGGCACGAGCAGGGAGCAGUGCUACCUGACGCGGCCGCUCCCGCUCAGCAGGCUGUCCUCGCCCUGGUAGCCCGAUCCCUCUCACCUGCGGCUCCCGCGCCCGAGGCCUCCACCGCCUGGCGCUUCUGUCCAGAGAUUAUUUUCUGUGGCUCUAAGGAUGACAGUUUUGACAUUGUAGAAAAGCAUUCCAUGGUGGAAAUGGGAAAUGCAAUCAUGGCUUGGAAAGCUCGAGUCACAGAAGACAGGGGUAAAAGAGGCAAAAGUCAAACUGGACUUUUAAAAAAAAACUAUCUUGUAAAGAAGCAACUAUAAGGACAGCCAUUAUGCUCCUGUUACGGAGGAGCCACAGAGGUUACGAAACUCUCGCUUAAGUUUGCAGCUGGCACAGGGCAAGUCUGGGUGAGAUUCCCAAAUCUACGCUCCCUAUGGGUCUUCAUGCGGCCUCUCUUUGUUUCAGAAAUGCUUGGACUUGUGAAUUUACAAUGUUUUUGCGAUUCCUCAUGCCGAAGGUGUUAGGGAAUGCUAGCUCCCUGGCACUGGGAGUCCUGGAAACCCAGUCCUAGGGCAGAAGUGUGUGAGGAAAGUAACAGCACUCGUGACUAUCCCGUGAAAGACAGGAAUCAGAAAUGCGUUUCCGCAGCUGUGAGGCCGCCUGUCUCCGGAAUACGCCGUUUAGAGCCGCUUAAAGACAAGCGGAAUCAGCAGAUUCAGAGCGAGGGCGUGAGCUUAAGUCUGAAUGAGAGUAUCAUUACUUUUAAAACUCCAACUGUGCCCUUCCAUUCGAAGGAAGAGCCACCCCCAGUGUAGUGCGAUGUUGCAGGAACAUGGUGCACGUCCCCGCUCAGGGCUGAGAGGGUGUCCUUUUAUUCUUGUUUCACAGCACAGGUGCGGAGACGGAGGCUCCAGGGGGUCACUGAUCUUCCUCCGUAUAGGCGGGGAGCCCAGAUUUUUACCCAUUUUUGCCUGGCUCCCUCCAAGCACAUCUCCCCGGGUAGGUUUCCUGCCCAGUGAAAGAGAAACAACUCAAAAAUUGACCCACCUUUAAAUAUAUAAAUAAAUAAACUCUUGUAGUGAAGUUAAAAAAAAAGUUCUGGAUGAAAUUAGUAGCCCACAAUGACUUCAAAUAUAACCAAAGCCUCCAUGUGAAAAUUAUAGAGUACUUAUGUAAUUGUAGCUACAAUGUAGAAGCAAAACCAAAAUAGCAUUAAAAGGCAGGAGAUAUCAGGGGAAAUGAUACACACAAUGCCCAGGCUCCCCUCUGGUCCAAACCUGCCGCCAAUGAGCGCUGAGCAGAGUUCUUAGCGUCUGCCAGCCGCCGGCGCAGGCGCGCGGGCUCCUCCUUUCACAGGGUCAGCAUGACGUGAUGCCCCCAGGAGGUCAGCUCAGCAGCCCUGGAAAGCUGGGACUGCUGACGCCCCCCCCACCCCCAGCCCGCCCUGGAGUGCGCCUGCACAGGAUAAGAUGGGACCCACGAGGCCAGAGGGCUUAAACUGGAGCUCAGCUACUACGGAGCAGACCAACCUGAGCUGAAGGCACUAUGGCGGCUAGUCACGCUCAGCUGGGCUCUAGCAAACCCAGGCCCCUGUGGAAAUGAACUUGGCAGAGAGACCGCAGGCUCCUGUGUGGGAAGAAUCUACUCCUCACCCUAACAAGCUCUGGGGAGAUUUCACGGAGAACUCUGAUUCACUUACUCACUAGGGCCAUGCCACUCCAGACUGUGAAACUUCUGCUUCUCCUUGAGCCUUGUUCUCGGGACAACAGGGGGGCAUCAGGGAGUGGCUAGCAGUUCCGUCAGGCUUCUGUUUCUGAAAUGUUUUAGCAGCUCCUCCUCACAAAUGCGUGAUAGGAGGCUAUGUGG